UAUGUGAACUUUGAUCUAUGUUUUCCCCUCCUUGAAGCCUUGGGUAGGUGGAAUUAAGGGAAAACGAAACUCAAAGCUAAAUAAAAGGAGUCUGGACAUCUAGCCAGCAACACACAACACUUCUGGACAGAAGGAUGGCUUCGGGUGGAACACAACUAAAAGUUGGAGACCUAAUUGAAAUUUCUCGCUUUGGCUAUGAGCACUGGGCCAUCUAUGUGGGAAAGGGCUAUGUGGUCCAUCUGGCCCCACCAAGUGAAGUGGCAGGGGCUGGGUUGAGCAGCAGCAUGUCCGUCACGGCUGACAGAGCCAUAGUGAAGAAGGAGCUGCUGUCCGUGGUGGCCGGAGGAGACAAGUACCGGGUCAAUAACAAGCACGAUGACAAGUAUGAGCCACUGCCACCCAACAAAAUCGUCCAGAAGGCAGAGAAGUUGGUGGGGAAGGAAAUCCCCUAUUCAGUGACCAGCCAGAACUGCGAGCACUUUGUGAACGCGCUGCGCUAUGAAGUUUCCCGCAGUGACCAGGUGACUGACGCACUCACCAUCGGUGCUUCCUCACUUCUCUUUGGUAUUGCAGGAUUUCUCGGGACGAUACUGACCAGAAGCAAUCACUAAAACUAAUAAGUCCAUGGCAUUAUCUUGGUGGCACCAGUUAGCUUGGGGGAGUUUGAGCAAAUCGGUGAAAGUAGUUUGGCCUAGAGAGUUAACUCUUUGUAAUCACGAGCACUUGAUUUCAUGAAGCUGAAUCAAAGCACAGGAAGCUUUUUCCUGAGGGAGAUGCUGCAUCGCCCAAAAUCUAUUAAAGAACUGGUUGCACAAUGUCAUAGUCUCAAUGUUUGUGUCCCCUGCCACCCCAAAUUCAUUUGUUGAUGCCCUCACCCCCAAUAUGAUGGUGUUUGGAGGUGGCGUCACUGGGGGGGGUCACUAGGUUUGGAGGAGGUGGUGAGGGUAGGACCCCUGUUGUGGGGACAGUGUCCCUGUAAGAAGAAGAGACCAGAGCUCUCUUUCCCUCCCUCUGCCAUGUGCAGGCUUAGCGGAAGGGGGCCAAGUGUGAGCCAGGGAGGUCUCCAGACACCAGACCUGCCACACCUUGGUGUUGGAUUUUUCAGUUGCUGUGGCUUCAGUACAGUUCGUCCCUUAGGAACCCAUGCUGUAACACAAUUCCCCUUAAGAGUUGGGACCAGAUUAAUAUUAAGAGGCGGGACCAGGAUCAAUCCAUUCAUAUGGAUUAAUAGGUUAAUGGGUUGGUAGUCUGGUGGGUUAUCUCCAAAUGAGUUUCCUAUCAAAGCCACCUUGGCUCCGUGUCUUAGCUUCUCCGUGUCUCUGUCCAUGUGAUUCCCUGCAAAGCCUCAGGACUCUGUCAGCCAGAAAUACAUCUCCAGAUGUGACCUGUUGUCCUGGGACCACAC
Messenger RNA from Sciurus carolinensis (gray squirrel), 1405 nucleotides. RefSeq names its product phospholipase A and acyltransferase 2-like. Gene Ontology annotation, biological process: N-acylphosphatidylethanolamine metabolic process. The transcript has 4 exons. Bases 135 to 611 code for a protein of 158 amino acids. Lineage: Eukaryota; Metazoa; Chordata; Mammalia; Rodentia; Sciuridae. The record is from RefSeq and is a predicted model, not a curated record. Gene Ontology annotation, cellular component: cytoplasm. Gene Ontology annotation, molecular function: glycerophospholipid phospholipase A1 activity; A2-type glycerophospholipase activity.